Messenger RNA from Chara braunii, 2892 nucleotides. The record is from the annotation of a GenBank genome assembly. NCBI's taxonomy places the organism in Eukaryota, Viridiplantae, Streptophyta, Charophyceae, Charales, Characeae.
GCGUACCUUUCAUAGGUACCACUGCGACACCACGCCCCAAUCCUCCUCUCCCAGAUCCUUCCGUGCCCACACCAUCUCCUUCCAUCACUGUCACCUCGCCUCGGCAGUUCGCCCACUUCAUCCGACAGGACGACGUCACCUUCUUUAUGGUGGACGUGACGGAUCUCUUACACUAUGAUCCACCCUGUCCCGACGCCGAGCUCAUCCCUCUGGAGCCAAAUCCUCCUUCUAUCUCCAUGGCUCCCAUCUCUACUUCCGUCCCUCCGCCAUCCGUCGAGUCCACUCCGCCGUCGCGCGCUGACGCUGACGCUGAGGAGCUCGCACGCUAUACGGCUGACCUGGAGCCCGCAGUUCGUGACCUCAUCCGAGAGUACCACGACGUUUUCCCAUCGUCGUUCUCGUACGCCGGCAUCCCACCGAUGCGUGACGUCGAGCACUCCAUUCAGCUUGUGCCUGACUAUCGUGUUCACCACCAGGCACCCUAUAGACUCUUGAUCCCCGAGGCCACCGAACUCAAGCGUCAGCUUGAGGAGCUCCUGAGACUGGGUUUCAUUAAACCCAGCAACUCCCCGUGGGGUGCACCCGUCCUCUUUGCUCGCAAAGCGGAUGGAACUCUUCGUCUCUGCAUCGACUACCACGGUCUCAACCGCUACACGGUUAAGAACAGCUACCCCAUGCCUCGUUCCGAUAAGUUGUUCGACCGCCUAGCAGGCAACCACUUCUUUACGAAGAUCGAUCUUCGUAGUGGUUACCAUCAGAUCCGCGUCGCUGCAGCCGACCAGUCGAAGACCGCGUUCCGAUCGCGAUUCGGCCACUACGAGUUCACGGUGAUGCCAUUCGGCCUCACCAACGCACCCGCUACCUUCCAGAGGGCGAUGAACGACAUCUUCAAGGACAUCCUGGAGCAGUACGUUCUCGUCUACCUCGACGAUAUCCUGGUCUAUAGUCGUACCCUUGAGGAGAACCUCAGACACCUCCGUGACGUCCUUGACCGCUUGCGCAGACAUGGCUUCUACGCCAAGUUGAGCAAGUGCCGCUUUGCCCAGCACAAAGUGGAUUUCUUAGGACACUACUUGUCUGACCAGGGUCUCCACAUGGACGACGCGAAGAUCACUGCUAUUGCGGAGUGGCCAGCCCCCACAUCCGCCAAGCAACUUCGCAGCUUCCUAGGCCUGACCAGCUACUAUAGUAAUUUCAUCCGGGGAUACACUAGGUAUUCCUACGUCCUUACCUCCACCCUCCUCCGGAAGAACCCACCCUGGGCUUGGACACCCCUCCACGAGGACGCCUUCCGCGCCCUCAAGAAGGCGGUGACAUGCGCACCGGUUCUUCACCUACCCCAUUUCGAUCGCCCUUUUAUCCUUACCACCGAUGCGUCAGACUUUGCUGUAGGAGCAGUGCUUUCUCAGCUACGUGUCCGAGCAGUAGCAGAGUUCCAUGACCAGGCAGCCGCCGGUCAUAUGGGCUUCCACAAGACGUUGGCUCGUGUGAGCCGACUGUACGUCUGGCCGAAGCGCAAGGACUUUCUGUACGUCUGGCCGAAGCGCAAGGACUUUGUGAAGGACUACGUCGCAGAGUGUCCCACCUGUCAGGAGGUGAACAGUGCGAACCACCUACCUUAUGGUUUGCUCCAGCCUCUUCCUAUCCCUGAGGGUCGUUGGCAGUCCAUCUCGAUGGACUUUAUCGGUCCUCUUCGACCUCCGACCCCCCGCGGUCAUGAUGCUAUCCUGGUCGUCGUCGACCGCUUCACGAAGCGUGCACGCUUUGUUCCGUGCCGCUAUGCUAUCAGUGCACGUGAGGUCGCUGACAUCGUGUUUGACCAAGUCGUGCGCGACCACGACUUACCUCUCAGCAUCAUAUCUGACCGUGACCCGCGCUUUACCAGCCGAUUCUGGCGACGGCUCCACGAGGUAUACGGCACUCAGCUCCGCUUCUCCUCGUCUUACCAUCCUCAGACUGAUGGUCAGACCGAGAUCACGAACAGGACUCUCGGAGAUAUUMUCCRAAAGAUUGUUCGUGACGACCAGCAGUGGGACCUCCAUCUUGCCCACGCGGAGAUAGCCUACAACCGCGCCGUCUCGSCAGCCACGGGGAUGUCGCCUUACUAUUGCGACCUCGGCUAUCACCCUCGUGUUCCCACGGACUUCCUUCGACCGUCACAAAUGCACCCCGACGUGGUAAUGCAAGCAUGGUCACGGAUGCCAUGGAGGAACACACCGAGACCAAGGGCUACACAACAGCUACAGUGGCCACGGAUGCCAUGGAGGAACACACUAAAACCAAAGGCGACACAGCAGCUGCAGUGGUCACAGAUGCCAUGGAGGAACACACCGAGACCAAGGGCGAACACAGCAGUUGCGGGUCGAGUUGCUCCCGCGGAAUCAAUUGUAAAAGCAACCAAGGCCGAUAAGGAAGAGGCUGCGAACCGAGAAGGGGCAGCCAGGGUCACAAACGGCAUGGAAGGGGCUACUAAGACUGAUGAGGACACAGGUGCGACAGACGCAGGUAAUGAAGAAGAGGUUGUGAUAAGUGUGGCAGAUGUCGGUAAUGAAGAAGGGGUUGUGACAGGCGCUGCGAUAGAUGUGACAGGCGCCGGUAAUGAAGAAGGGGUUGUGACAGGCGUAGUCCGAGGAUAGUAUGUGGAUAUCUGAGAAAGCGGGUGGUGAAUAGACCAUCGAGGCAUGUUGUGGAACCAGUUGGAGAGGCGGGCCACAUGCGCAGGGUACCUGUGUUGACGUUUACAAAUAUAGGAAGUUCAUCCUUUCACAAGCGUUAUUGGAGAGUGCCCACGAAAAAGCAUGCGGCGUGUGAGCAUAUCGCUGCUGCAGCUUUGAAAUCAUACCAGUUGUUGCAAACAUACUCAAACAUGGUAAGCUGGCAUGUAAACAUUCC